AUGGCUCAAAUGAUGCGGCUUCUCCUGAUAUCAACGAUGCUAAUCAGCCUCAUUUGUUCAUAUGAGGAUGUAACUGAUUAUGCGUAUAAUCAAUUUAAUACUCAAAGAAGCUGCUGGAGAUUACCAUACAUGACUACAGUUCUGGACAAACGUUGCAUCAUAACAUCAAAAACAAAAUGCAAUCUUCUGCCAACGAUUUUUGGCCAACAACCAAUUGAGUAUGAUGAUGUUUUAUCGGAGAUAUUCGAAUUAAGGAAACAAGGUAGUUUAGAGUUUGGUGUAUCAUAUGAGGCUAAGAACAACUUUUAUACUCUACGCAGCCAACCAAAUCCAACUGCUGGAUACUUAUGUCAAGUAGAUUUACCGAAUUCAAAUUGUCCUAAUAGCAAUUGGGUAUAUUUCGGGAGUUCAUGCUACUUGCCGGUUAAUGAACGACUAAGCGCUGGGGAAGCUCAAGAAUAUUGUGCUGUCCGUGAUGCUUACCUUCCUCUAAUUAUGUCAGAUCGUGAAAAUCGAUUCCUAGCUCAAUUGGCUAAUGAGAAGUUUACGAAUUAUGACGUCCCAGGUCGUCCCAUAUGGCUUCCUCUUUUAUAUGCGCCUUUUAACGCACAAAACUGGAGAAAUAUCAUGACUCAAUAUAGCAUUAGAUAUCUGAGAUGGAAGAAUAAUUUACUAGGAAACGAAAUUCAAAGUACUAAUGUUAAUGAAACAAUACCUGCAGUGCUUAUGUACACAGACAAAUUUCCUCCGCGUACCAAUCAACUGGUAUUCGGAUACUGGGGAAUCAGACCAAGAAACGCACAAUUUCGCUUUAUUUGUCAAAAAUCGCUAAAUUAUAAACCAUAA
This is a messenger RNA of Auanema sp. JU1783, 846 nucleotides long. NCBI's taxonomy places the organism in Eukaryota, Metazoa, Nematoda, Chromadorea, Rhabditida, Rhabditidae. The record is from the annotation of a GenBank genome assembly.